Molecule: messenger RNA, 2091 nt
Organism: Brassica oleracea var. oleracea
Lineage: Eukaryota; Viridiplantae; Streptophyta; Magnoliopsida; Brassicales; Brassicaceae
Exons: 7
Coding region: 524-1879 (451 amino acids)
Biological process (GO): chromatin remodeling
Cellular component (GO): Ino80 complex
Source: RefSeq, a predicted model, not a curated record
ACAAAGGAAAGAGAUGAGAGAACAAAAAAAAAGAGGGACUCGAGUUAUGUUCUGAGACGGCUCACUCACCGAGUCAAAUGCUGUCCUAAAGGGGGAAGGAAGGGAGCAGCAAAAUCCAAACCCGUCCGAAUAUAUAUAACCCGAUAAAAAAGGGAUCUUUUGAUUUUUUUUUUUGGGGUGCGAGUGUGUAAAAAAAAAAAGAGAUGGAGAAGGAGGAGGAGAAAAUAAGUCUCUCACCUCUUUACUACUACUACAACUCUUCUCCUCUCCUUGUUGUCUUAACUCUUUUUCCCGACUCUUUCCCCAACCCUAGUUCUUCUUCUCCUUCUUCUUCCACAAUUCAAAAAUCCCCAAAAUUAUAUUUACGGGUUUCCCAUUCCCAUCAUCAUCACCAUCUUCUUCUCCUCUAUCUUCUCUCGGAUUGUCGUCUCCUUCUUUGCUCUGAGCUAUCUAAGUGGAGGUUUCUUCGUUCAUCAGUUAAGUGAUCUGCUAAGAGCGAAAGGAGUGUAUAUGCCUUUCUACAAUGGAAGCUAACGGUGGUAUGAAUAAUACUGUGAGGAAGAAACGUAGCUUGACUUGUCGUCGUCCUCGCCUUGAGGCAUCCACUAACGUCAGCAAGAUCUCCAGUGAUGAUAUACCCGCAUUUGAUACCAACCCUACGAGGAAAGAGUUUAGUCUUAGCCACUGUAUCUCAAGGGCUGAUUCUAUUGCUGAAUCCCAAAGAGGAAACAAUGGUAGUCGUCGGAGCGAGACCACCAAUAGAAACAAACGUUCUACUGAAGGUGUACUCGCACCUGCCAGCUGGAAGAACACUAGCCGUGAAGAUGAAGGUAAUGGAAGGAUCAAUGGAAAGGUAACUGCUUUGGGUGAGCUAGAGGGUGAAACAAAGAGAAUGAAGCUUAAGAUCAGCGUUCAUGCUAAUGGUUCUUCUCGAAAGUCUUCAAAACCGGUGAAUGAUACUACUAACAACGGUCUGAAGGAAAACUCAGAUAAAUUUAAUUCCCCUCUAGAUAAGAAGGCUGAUCUUGAAGACGAAUCUAUCACGGGGAGGAGGAAACAAGGAGAGCCAAGUGUCUCGGUUCGCAAGAGCAAAAGAGCCCCCAAGAAGAGAGUUUUCGUUGGAGAUGAUGACAGUGAUAAUGAGAUCCGAUAUUUGGAGAAACUCAAGUAUAGGAAUGUCUCUGUGUGUAAUGAAGAGACUGCGUCAGGGAGGAGGCUGUUGAAGCCAUCUAAUAGGGAAAAGGCUUUUGAAGAGAUGGAUUAUGAGGAGGAAGAACUUGAUCUUGUGGCGGAUGUAAAGGAGAUUGGUAAUGAGGUUAAGAGGGAAACAACUUUGACUAGUCGCCAACGAGCCCUUGCUUCUGCAUCUGGCAAAUCAAGCGCCAUUGAAUUUACAGAUGGAUUACCUCCUACUACAUCGAGAAGGAAAAAGGAGAAUCUUUCAGAGAUGGAGCAGCAACUGAAGAAGGCAGAAGCUGCUCAAAGGCGAAAAGCUCAGGUUGAGAAGGCUGCAAGGGAGUCUGAGGCAGAGGCCAUUAGAAAAAUUCUAGGACAGGAUUCGAGCAGGAAGAAGCGUGAAGACAAAAUUAAAAAACGACUUGAUGAAUUGGCACAGGAGAAAGCUGCACACGAGGAAAGGGCCUCGACAAGCUACAUCAGAACAAUAAUGGGUCCUAAUGGAACAACUGUUUCGUUUCCCAUUGACAAAGUGCCUAGCCUGUUCGAUCCCAAACCAUCCAGCUAUCCUCCUCCUCGAGAAAACUGCGCUGGUCCAUCGUGCACCAAUUCUUACAAGUAUCGUGAUUCAAAGACUAAGCUUCCUCUCUGCAGCCUCAAAUGUUACAAGGCGGUUCAGCAGCAACAGACCGCACCGGUUUAGAUAUUGAUUUUAUUUUAUUUUUUUGAUACAAAAGGUCAACAACUCUCAGCUCUCUGAGUUUAUAGAGAUUAUUACAGGAAGAAAUGUUUUAGUUUUUCUUUUGCUUUGCUUCAGACUUGUCUGAUUGGAUAUAGUUCAUUUUCGUAUGUGAGAUGAGCUCAUGGCCGUCUAUUGGCUUUUCACCAAACAAUCACAUCAUAGCAGUUCAUAUA